Messenger RNA from Populus euphratica (Euphrates poplar), 4180 nucleotides. RefSeq names its product kinesin-like protein KIN12B. Gene Ontology annotation, biological process: microtubule-based movement. Bases 107 to 3976 code for a protein of 1289 amino acids. The transcript has 18 exons. Gene Ontology annotation, molecular function: ATP binding; microtubule binding; microtubule motor activity. Lineage: Eukaryota; Viridiplantae; Streptophyta; Magnoliopsida; Malpighiales; Salicaceae. The record is from RefSeq and is a predicted model, not a curated record.
CUCUCUCUACGCUCCCUUCUUGUCUCUCUUCCUCCUACUCUCUCGCUACCCUGCCCAAACCCUACUCUCUCUCUCUCUCUCUCUCUACAAAACUCUGUAGCUAACCAUGAAGCACUUUAUGCUACCAAGAAACCCGAUCUUGAGAGAAGCAGCAGCGCAUAAUGAGCAGUCCCCAAUCCCUAGUUCUCACAAGACGAAACCCUCGCCGUCGCCAUCGCGGAGGACCAAAUCGUCUAAAGAGAACGCUCCGCCUCCAGAUCCGAACUCUAUUACUUCCGAUCUAAAGCCUUUUCCGUCCCCUGCCUCCGCUAAGUUGAAGAGUCCCUUGCCUCCUCGGCCUCCGUCUUCAAAUCCUCUCAAGCGCAAGCUCAGCAUGGAGACCUCGCCGGAGAACUCGCUCUCCGAUUCUGGCGUCAAGGUAAUAGUGCGAAUGCGGCCAUUGAAAAAAGAUGACGAGGAGGAAGGAGAGACGAUAGUUCAGAAAAUGUCUAAUAAUUCGUUGGCAAUCAAUGGACAGACCUUCACUUUUGACUCAGUUUCAGAUACAGGGGCCACUCAGCUAGACAUGUUCCAUCUUGUAGGAGCCCCUCUUGUGGAGAAUUGUCUUGCUGGGUUUAACAGUUCUGUAUUUGCCUAUGGACAGACAGGGAGUGGAAAGACAUUCACAAUGUGGGGCCCAGCCAAUGCUUUAUCAAGUGAAAAUUUAUCAGGCGAUCAACAAGGUUUGACCCCCCGAGUCUUUCAGCGACUUUUUGAUCGUAUAAAUGAGGAGCAAAUUAAACAUGCUGACAAACAACUUAAGUAUCAGUGUCGCUGCUCGUUUCUCGAGAUCUAUAAUGAACAAAUAACAGACUUGCUGGAUCCAGGUCAAAGAAACCUUCAGAUAAGAGAAGACAUGCAAAUUGGUGUUUAUGUUGAAAAUCUCAGAGAGGAGUAUGUAUUUACAAUGAAAGAUGUGACUCAACUCCUGAUAAAGGGACUAUCCAACAGGAGGACCGGCGCAACCAGCAUAAAUGCAGAGAGUUCCCGUUCACAUAGUGUUUUCACCUGUGUUGUUGAAUCUCGUUGCAAGAGCAUGGCAGAUGGAAUGAGCAGCUUGAAAACAAGCAGAAUAAAUCUUGUUGAUCUAGCUGGAUCAGAGAGACAGAAGUUAACUGGCACUGCAGGGGAACGGUUGAGGGAAGCAGGGAAUAUUAACCGAUCUCUGUCACAGCUCGGGAACUUGAUAAACAUUCUUGCUGAGAUUUCUCAAACAGGAAAGCAAAGGCAUAUACCUUACCGAGACUCCAGGUUGACCUUUUUAUUACAGGAAUCACUUGGUGGCAAUGCCAAACUAGCAAUGGUGUGUGCUAUUUCUCCAGCACAAAGUUGUAAGAGUGAAACUUUCAGUACAUUGCGAUUUGCACAGCGUGCUAAGGCAAUCAAGAAUAAGGCCAUUGUUAAUGAAGAGGUGGAGGAUGAUGUGAAUCACUUGCGUGAAGUAAUACGGCAGCUAAGGGAUGAAUUGCACCGAGUGAAAGCAAAUAGCAACAAUCCAACAGGUUGGGAUCCCCGUAAAAGUUUGAAUAUAUUGAAAAGCCUUAUCCAUCCACUUCCUCGAUUACCUCAAGUAGAUGAAGAUGGUGAUGAGAUGAUGGAAAUUGAUGAGGAAGCUGUUGAAAAACUCUGCAUUCAAGUAGGCCUGGGACCAGCAGGCUCUGCAGAUGAGAAUUAUGUUGAUGAAGGUAGAUCUAUCAUCGAACAAGGGACUGAGGAUACAGAUGUUGACAUGGAAGAAGCAAUAUCUGUACAAGCUGAGAAUCAUGAAAUUCUGAUUUCGAGUUGUGCUAAACCUGCUAGAAACACUUCAGAAUCCUGUGAGGAGCCAGUUGAGGAGAAAAGGUUUCUUAGUUCCUCUGCGAGUAAAUUGAUAACAGAAGAAUCACCAAAUGAAAUGGUGGUGUUUGGGCCCUCAUGCACUAAUUCUGGUUCUGAAAAUGGAAAUUCCGCUGGCAUUUCUGCCACAGGUGAACCCAAUGGUUCUCAAAAUGAGACAGUGAAUUGCGUGUCUCCUUCUAGCCUCAGUAUAGUUCCUUCUGAAGUUUCUCCUGUUCUUAAAUCUCCAACUCCAAGUGUUUCGCCUAGAAUCAGCAGCAGCAGGAAAAGUUUGCGGACUUCAUCAACGUUAACUGCUUCCCAGAAAGAUUCCAAAGAUGAAAGCAAGCCAGGACCAGAGAACAUAUGUAUUUCUUUUGCAAAAUCCAACUCUUCUGCUGCUCUAACUGCUCAAACCAGUAAGAGUUGUCUUGCACCAACUGAACAUUUAGCGGCGAGCCUUCACCGUGGCAUGGAAAUUAUUGAUAGUCAUCGCAAGAGUUCUGUAUUUAGGCAAUUGUCAUUCAGGUUUGCCUGUAAACCUGCAGAAUCUAACCUGCUUCCGCUUGUUGAUGUGGGUGUGCAAACUUUUCCUCAAGAUGAUGAGAUAUCAGAAAGAGUAUUCUUGUGUGCGAAUUGCAAGACCAAAACGCAGCUAGAGGUGAAAGAUGUCGAUGACAGCUCAAACCUACAGCUAGUACCCAUUGUUGGCUCGGAGUCUAUUGACAAACCCAAAAUGCAAGUUCCUAAAGCAGUGGAGAAGGUUUUGGCAGGAGCAAUCAGGAGAGAAAUGGCCCUGGAAGAGUUUUGUGCCAAGCAAGCUUAUGAGAUAACACAGCUCAACCGUCUGGUUCAACAAUACAAGCAUGAGAGGGAAUGCAAUUCCAUAAUAGGGCAGACAAGGGAAGAUAAAAUUCUUCGGCUUGAGAGCCUCAUGGAUGGUGUUUUAUCUACUAAGGAUUUCAUGGAGGAAGAGUUUGCAGCACUCAUGCACGAGCACAAGCUUUUGAAGGAGAAAUAUGAGAAUCAUCCCGAAGUUUCAAAGAUGAAUAUUGAGCUGAAAAGAGUACAGGAUGAGCUAGAACAGUAUCGAAACUUCUGUAAUUUGGGUGAAAGGGAAGUCUUGUUGGAAGAGAUUCAAGAUUUAAGAAGCCAGUUACAGUACUAUACUGACUCUUCAUCCCCAUCUGCUCUAAAAAGGAAUUCACUGCUGAAAUUGACCUACUCGUGUGAGCCCAGUUUGGCUCCCCUUCUUAACACAAUCCAGGAAUCUUCUGAGGAGAGUCCGGAGGAGAAGCUUGAAAUGGAGAGAACACGCUGGAUGGAUGCUGAGAGCAAGUGGAUUUCUCUUGCUGAAGAAUUGAGAGCUGAACUUGAUGCUAGCAGGGCGUUAGCUGAAAAAUUGAAGCAGGAAUUGGGUACAGAGAAGAGAUGUGCUGAAGAGCUGAAGGAAGCAAUGCAAAUGGCCAUGGAGGGACAUGCACGCAUGCUUGAACAGUAUGCGGAUCUUGAGGAAAAGCAUAUUCAAUUACUUGCAAGGCACAGGCAGAUUCAAGAAGGAAUAAAUGAUGUCAAGAAAGCAGCUUCUAAAGCUGGAGUUAGGGGUGCUGAAUCCAAGUUCAUAAAUGCACUUGCUGCUGAAAUUUCUGCAUUGAAAGCUGAAAGAGAAAAGGAGAGGCGAUACUUUAGAGAUGAAAGCAGGGGACUUCAGGCUCAACUGAGGGACACUGCUGAAGCUGUACAAGCAGCGGGUGAAUUGCUUGCGAGGUUGAAAGAAGCAGAAGAAGCUGCUGUUGUUGCCGAGAGGCGAGCUAUGGAGGCAGAGCAAGAAGCUGUAAAGGCGAAUAAACAUAUUAGUAAGUUGAAGAGAAAACAUGAAGACGAGGUUAGUUCUCUAAAGGAGCUCGUGGCAGAGUCUCGUUUGCCGAAAGAAGCAAGACGACCCGCUCACAAUGAUUGUGAUAUGCCAAAGUAUGAUGCAGGCGAGCCUCUUAGCGAAGGUGAUGAACGAUGGAGAGAGGAGUUUGAGCCGUUUUAUAACGUGGAAGACGGUGAAGGUGAAUUGUCAAAACUCGCGGAACCCUCAGCAUGGUUCUCUGGUUAUGAUCGAUGCAACAUAUAGAAAGUGGUACGUUUUACUAACUCCCGUGUGAUUUAUUACAUAGCUUGUAGCGCUAGUUUUUGCCAUUUUAUAACGCGCACACACCCCAUUUGUUAGGGCCAACCUCUUUGCUCUCUUGUUGGGCCUUGUAUUCCAUUCAGACUCUUGCAGUUCAUAACAGUCGAAUGAAUGAAGAAUAUAUUCUUUUAUUCACACCUACUUGCA